AUGGCUUGGAUGGACAUGCUGUUCGUGAAUAAAACUGAUGUGGAGAACGUGCUUCUCUGCUUCCCUCACCAGCCUGACUCUUGCGCCGGCAAGCAUCGCUUCCUGGUGCUCAGAGUGGCCAUGUACGUCUGCAUGCUGUUGGCGAUCCUCAUGACCGUCUUCGGGAACCUGCUUGUCAUCGUUUCCAUUUCCCACUUUAAACAGCUGCAUUCUCCAACUAACUUCAUCAUCCUCUCUUUAGCUUGGGUGGACAGUUUGUUGGGCUGUCUGGUCAUGCCCUUCAGUAUGGUGAGGUGGGUGGAAGGCUGCUGGCUCUUGGGUGAACUUUUUUGUCAAAUCCAUUCCAGUUUGGAUAUGACGUUAAGCAUUGCCUCAAUUCUGCACCUGUGUUUGGUAUCCAUUGAUCGAUUUGUGGCCAUUUGUGAACCUCUGAGUUAUAGAAUGAAGGUGACAAAUGCCAAUGUGGCUGUGUGCAUCGCAGUCAUUUGGCUGUUUUCAUGCGUGUUUAGCUUUGGGAUCGUGUUUUCAAAGGUGAAUGUUAUGGACCUGGAUGAACACAUGCUAAACCCCUGUGUGGGAAACUGUGCUUUGGUAUUUAAUAAGGAAUGGGGCGUUAUUGCACCGCUUCUUAACUUUUACAUUCCAGGAACUAUAAUGAGCUGCCUCUACCUUAAAAUCUUCUACGUUGCAAGAAGACAAGCAAAAGUAAUAUCUGUCGGAACAGCUGUGACAUCUGGCGAGAAAAGCCAAGUGUCGGAGCAGCGGGAGAGGAAGGCAGCUAAGACUCUGGGCAUUGUUAUGGGGGUUUUCCUGCUGUGCUGGCUGCCGUUUUUCCUCACCACUGUAAUCGAUCCGUUCCUUGGCUUCUCAACUCCUGUUGAGGUUUUUGAUGCCCUGGUGUGGUUUGGCUAUUUCAACUCCAUGUUCAACCCUCUGAUCUACGGCUUUUUCUAUCCACGCUUCCAGAAAGCAUUUAAGAUCAUCAUAUCAAGAUCUGUUUGUCGCUCGACAAACUCAAACUUUGUACUUCAGUAA
This is a messenger RNA of Pygocentrus nattereri (red-bellied piranha), 1035 nucleotides long. RefSeq names its product trace amine-associated receptor 4-like. Gene Ontology annotation, cellular component: membrane. NCBI's taxonomy places the organism in Eukaryota, Metazoa, Chordata, Actinopteri, Characiformes, Serrasalmidae. The transcript has a single exon. Gene Ontology annotation, biological process: G protein-coupled receptor signaling pathway. Bases 1 to 1035 code for a protein of 344 amino acids. Gene Ontology annotation, molecular function: trace-amine receptor activity. The record is from RefSeq and is a predicted model, not a curated record.